AUGACACCUGAUGACAAUGUUGGCUCUACUACGGUUUCAAGUUGGAUUCUGAGUGAUGGAGAGGGGUGGGAUGUGCAAGACCUUAGUGAAUACUUGACUGGCGCGGAAGUUAAUGCCAUCAAACAAAUCCCCCUUGCAGUAAGUAACCACGCUGACUUAUGGAGAUGGAAACAUACGAAGAACGAAGAAUUUAGUUUGCGGAGUGCUUACCAUGCGGAGACCCAACGGAGGUCUGGUAGUGUGGAAACAUCCAUGGGGGAGCCACAAAGUCAACUAUGCAAGAAGGUUUGGAAAGCAGUUGUACCUGAUAAAGUUAAAAAUCUAGUCUGGCGUGCAAUCAAUAAUGGUUUGUCUACCAUGAGCAAGCUAGCCCGAAGAGGGGUACCUAUCCAACCUGUAUGCCCCCGGUGCGGCGAAGGGGAGGAAAGUGUGAUGCAUAUAUUUUUGUCAUGCAAUGAGAGAAGCCUGAUUUGGCGAUUAUCGCCUACUCGAUUGCAAGGUGGUGAAGGUGACAACAAUGAGUUCGCUGACUGGUGCUAG
Spinacia oleracea (spinach) is the source of this 540-nucleotide messenger RNA. RefSeq lists its product as uncharacterized. NCBI's taxonomy places the organism in Eukaryota, Viridiplantae, Streptophyta, Magnoliopsida, Caryophyllales, Amaranthaceae. The transcript has a single exon. Bases 1 to 540 code for a protein of 179 amino acids. The record is from RefSeq and is a predicted model, not a curated record.